Somion occarium is the source of this 2200-nucleotide messenger RNA. The record is from the annotation of a GenBank genome assembly. Lineage: Eukaryota; Fungi; Basidiomycota; Agaricomycetes; Polyporales; Cerrenaceae.
AUCUACACGUGCGGUUCUCAUAUAUCCUCUGUGUAUUCUGCCCUGACCGCCUCUCAAAAUAAUCAACAAUCUCAUUCUGAGUCUCAUUGAAUAUUCAUUGCAUUAUUCGACGAUAUCCAUUCCGGAAGACGAGCGGUACUUGUCGCUUUGCCGCAGCGUCUUGUUGACAUGCCGCGCUGCAAUUAACACAAACCCUACCGUUUAUCAACAGUUUCGACACCCCUAUGCAAUAUUUCGUAUCGCCUUGAGGCUGUAAGCUCGCCGCCUAGUCAAGGCUAGUCUAUUUCGGUCAAUGACGGUGAAUGGCUUGUCCGGCCAAUCACCAUUGUACCAGUGCAGGACCCGUAUCUUUAUACAGUCUCGUCGUUGUCUAGGUCUCUCCGUCAUCGACUGUUUAAGCUUCAAGGUCCAAGUUUGCAUUGAUGAUUGGAGCAAGCAUUGGAGCAUUCACUCUGACGGGUGCCCCGUCUCCUCAUCCGGUCCGACUGCAUACAAGUACAAAGAUAGGCUGAUCAUUUCGCAUGGACAUUCGGUGGGAUUCAGUCUGCGCCACAGCAUAUCUCUAUCAUAGGAUGCAGAGAUAUCCCACCAUACGCGUUUUUUGUCUCACAUGUAAGCUAUAACAGUCGAACAGAUGAUGCACAAAAGCCAGUGAGUCCUCUCACCGAUUGUCAAUACUGUCGUUGCCACUGUCAGUUCCUAACCUAACCGAUGUCUACACCAGCUGCCGCUGCCGUCGUCUUAACUACCCGCGGUCAGUCCGGUCGACCAAAAGUUGAGAAUGCGACUGUGUUCGGGAACCCAGCUUCAUUCUGGGUUGAAUACCCCAAUGGGCUCAUCGACCUCACGCGCUCAGCCAAUCGACCAGAAGGUCCAGAGAACAUAUCUCAGCCAAAGGACUCUAAUCCUCCUGCUUUGAACUCUGAGACGCAAUGGGAAUUAUUAGUCGAAGGCGACAGGGUCCUAAGGCUCAACAAAGCAAACACCGCGAUCGUCAUCAUUGAUAUGCAGAACUACUUCUUGCAUCCCGACUUAAGGAACCAUCCAACUGGCUUGGCAUGUGUAGACCCGCUUAUGAAAGCUGUCCCCGCCUUACGUUCAGUGGGUGCAGAGAUCCUCUGGGUGAACUGGGGACUUACCGACCACGAACUCACAACAAUCCCGCCCUCCCUCGUCCGUGGGUUCAGCAAGAACGGAAGCGGUGGCUUCGGCUCUGAAAUCCCCGGUGGUUGGGGUCGUCUUCUCAUGCGAGACCAACGCAACUCCGCCCUGUAUGGACCUUUACAGACACUUUAUGAGGAAGGCAAGGAGAAUGGGACAGAUCUCUGGAUACAUAAAAACAGGAUGAGUGGCUUGUGGGGUCCUCAAACUGCUUUGGACUUGUACCUUCAGGAGAAAGGUAUCACUAGUCUGCUGUUCGCUGGUGUCAACGCAGACCAGUGCGUCCUCGGUACUCUCGUCGACUCUUACUUCCGAGGCUACGAUUGUAUAGUAGUACGGGAUGCCACUGCUACGACAUCGCCUCCAGGCGGGCUGGAGAACGUUUUGUAUAAUGCCGCAAACAGCUAUGGCUUUGUCACGGACUCGAGCAAGAUUGUUGCAGCAAGCUCGGACAAGAGUCUGGGGCUUGAUUCUUCUAGGUCCACAUGUCAAAUAUCCUGAUCUACCGUGUUGGAUACCUACGUCAUAGAGUCCUUGCUGGACGUCCUUAUAUGCUCUAUGUCUUUGGAACCUCGGUGUAACAUCGCAUGUCGCAUGUCGAGCGGAGCGCUCUCACUUUCCGAUUCAUUACCAACCUGGCCAUAUGUAUGCAUGUGCUCAACCUCACAUCACAAGCGUGAAAAGAAUCCCGAUGUUCGUACUUUGUUACAGUGGUGGUGUGUACUUACAUGUCUGACAGUCAGAAAAGCUGUGAAUUACGACUUGAACAUCAAUAUUGAGUGUAUGCAUCGCCGUCACUGGCAGAGGUCGACAAUUUUAUUUCACAUCAAGCUGUGGGGUGACUGGCGUAGAUAGGAGCAGUAUGGUGAUAAUGGAAAUCGUCAAAAUGCCUGAUCUCCAAUUUAUUAGCAUAUCCCGCGAGCUCCGCAUUGGAAAUGACAUCACAGACUAUCCAUAUUCAAAAUGCGUCCAUGCAAUGAGUACUGGUUUCCUUGGGUCUUGUUCGCCGCUCUGGCGGCCCUGCCUCGUUGCAGCUAGG